UGAGUUUCUUGAAAGCCCAGCGCCAACCCAAAACUACUUUUUCUAAAGGAAAAACGACAAGCAAUUAAUUGAAAUCUCAUCAUUUAUCUUUAUCAUAUAUUCCGAAGAAGACGAAGACGGAGACGACGACGAAGACGAAGAGAGCAUCAUCGGAGCUAUUAAAAACAGAGAAAAAGAAACUGUAAAAGUCAUUACUCAGACUCAGACAGCAUCAUCGCUGUCGGAGCUAAGGAAAAUGGCUCACUCGAGACUUGAAGACGCCACUGGUUUGAAGGAAGAUCUCAUCGCAAACGCCUGGUCCGCCGCCAUUAAAGCUCACAAGCAUCCUGAGAAGCCAUUUCUCCUUGAUAAAACCCGAGAUUUCUCCGUCAUCAGCUUCGCCGGAUCUUGGUCGCCCGACGCCUGGUUCUCCUCUUCCGAUUCGUCUUUCGGAGAAACGAAAAUCGAUUCUCGGCUGUUUCCGUCCGUCAGGAGCAUCGGCGUCGACGAUUAUGCUGUGGUCAACUCUGCAUUUUUUCAGAGAUUUGAGGGAAUUUUGGGGAAGCUCAAGGAGGUUCUGAGAGGGAAUAAGCCUGUGGUGUUUACUGGCCACUCAGUCGGAGGUCCAAUAGCCAUUCUGGCAACCAUCUGGCUGUUGGAACAGCAAAGAAACUCAGACUCAAACACCAACUUCACUCCUCCAAAAUGUAUCACAUUUGGAUCUCCCCUUGUUGGUAACUUCAUUUUCUCCCAUGCUCUCAAAAGGGAGAAAUGGUCAAUCCAUUUCGUCCACUUUGUCACGAGAUAUGACAUCGUUCCACGAAUCCAUCUUGCUCCUUUAUCUUCCUUACAACCACAACUUCAAACCAUCCUCAACACCUUGAACUCGAGAUCACUCGGGUCAGCAUCAAAUGGGAACGUAGCUACCGAGUUCUUCAUGACAGUGAUGAGGAAUGCAUCAGCAGUGGUAAGCAAUGCCGCCUGCCAUCUUAUGGGAAACACUAACCUUUUGCUAGACACUUUGAAAAGCUUUGUGCAAUUGAGUCCUUAUAGCCCUUUUGGCACUUACAUUUUCUUUACUGAAAGUGAGAAAGUGGUGGUGGUGAGCAACCCAGAUGCUGUUUUACAAAUACUAUUCUACUCUUGUCAGUUGAGUUCUGAGAGCGAAUGUGAUCACAUUGCUCAACAAAGUUUAAAGGCCCAUUGGGGUUAUGAAUCUAAAAUGCAGCAAAACUUGGAGCUCCUAUAUGCCAUUCGUCUAGAUGAAUUGGAUAAGCUUCCAUUGUCCUUAACAGACAGGAACACACCAAUAACUGAAGUAUUGAAUGAACUUGGCCUAAGUACGAGAGCUUUAUUGAAUCUUCGGGCAGCCGGCACAUACGAAGAGCAGAAAAUGAAAAAUCAAGAAAGGAUGGAACUAAAGAAACAGUAUAUCGAGGAACGAUUGAAUUGGCUAGAAGAAAAUUACAGAGCUGUAUGUAAUGUUGACGGUUUGGGAUAUUAUGAUGCCUUUAAACUCCAAGCGGAUCCGAAAGACUUCCAAGCUAAUAUCAAGAGGCUUGAGCAGGCAGGCAUAUGGGAUGAGAUCGUAGAAAUGCUCAAAAGAUAUGAGCUCCCAGAGGAAUUCGAGGGCAAUGAUGAGUGGAUAAAACUCGGAACCAGGUUUCGCCGUCUCGUUGAGCCUCUAGAUAUUGCUAACUACUAUAGACACUCGAAGAAUGAUGAUACUGGUCCUUAUCUGACAAAAGGAAGGCCGAAACGUUACAGAUUUACACAGAGAUGGCUCGAACAUAGUCAAAAGAUGACAGAACCCAGUGAAGAAUCAACUCUUUGGGCAAUAGUUGAGGAGCUUCGUAUCCAAACCAAAACCAAAAUGUAUGCUGAAUGUUCAAGAGAAAUUAUAGAGCUGGAGAAGAAGAUGAAGCGAUGUGUCAAUGUGAUUGAAGAUGAUAUGUUGUUAGAGAAAUCUACCUUCAUGGAGUGGUGGAAGACACUUCCUGAGCAUCAUAGAUCACAGUCUUGUAUUAAGGAUGAUAUCGAGAGGAUGGUAAAUAACGAGGAUGCUACUAACACGAUGUAGUCCGACCUAAAUGCGCCAUUGUACUUGUAAAAGAAAUGAUGUUCCAACAGGAUCCCUUCUGUUUGUAUGAAUAAUUAGAAACUUAUUUUUAAAAAAAUGCCCUAAUGUAGGAUGUACUUCACUUUUUAAUGAAUAUGUUCUAAAACAAUUUCACUGCCAAUUUUAUACUCA
This is a messenger RNA of Benincasa hispida (wax gourd), 2230 nucleotides long. RefSeq names its product protein EDS1L-like. Lineage: Eukaryota; Viridiplantae; Streptophyta; Magnoliopsida; Cucurbitales; Cucurbitaceae. The record is from RefSeq and is a predicted model, not a curated record. Gene Ontology annotation, biological process: lipid metabolic process; defense response.